GUAUAUGAAAUCGUCAUUGCAACCGCGUUUAUUGAAUUAUUGAAAAUUCUUUCUAACUUCGGUUUCCAAUUCCGUUGGUGAAAGCCGAAAUGCAUAUUGCAAUAAAUAACUUCAACUCCUCAAAACGACGACGUCGUUUAUCAUUCACACAACUUUUACUUCUUCUCAUUACGACCAAGCUCCGUACAACCUUGGACAAUGUUUUUAUAUUUUCUCUCUCUCUCUGAAAUCCAACUCACAAGAUUAAAAAGUUUCAAUUUUUCAGUAUAUAACUCUGGAAUAGUAUAAUGGGUUUCAAUUUCACAAAGUUCUAAGAUACCCCAGAACAAAAUUGUCCCCACUGUCUUUCCCUCUGUUACCUUUUUCACUUGUUUUAUUGUUUUUGUUUUUUCCUGUUUGGAUUCUUUGUUAAAAAACAAAACAACCCCAAAAAAAGGAAGUGAAAAAAAAACUCAUUAGUCACUUCAUUUGGCAAUAGUUCUUUGGUGAUGGUGUUUUGUUAGAGGCUCUUUUGUGUGUUUGUGUUGUUGUUUGUUUGUUAUUUCUCAGUUUAGCAAUGGAGGAUUCAGCUAAGCUGCGGUUGGUGAGGUGUCCCAAAUGUCAAAAUGUUCUUCAUGAGCAACCUAGUUAUUCUGUUUAUCAAUGUGGUGGUUGUGGAACUGUUCUUAGAGGAAAGGUUAAUAAUGGUAAUGGAAAUGGUAGUUUGUGGGAGGGUUCAGAUGAGGGACAAGGUGGAGGAGUUUUCGGUAAAUCGGGAAAUUCGUUCAGGAAGGAUGUAGGUUUUUUGAGUGAUAGUUCGGAUGUUGAUGUUAAGUCCAACGGUGGUUUCUCGAGGGAGGAUCGAAGAGAUCCAGAGAGAUCGAAUAAGGAGCGUGAGAGGAUUGUGAAUCGUUCGGUUGAUGGUAGCGAGAAAGGGGUUUUGGAGAGAGGAUUUGAUGUCAAUAAAGGUAAAGAUAAUGAAGGGGGUAAAACAAUAAGAAGGGAGCAGCACGAACCGGAUUUUCAAGUCGGAGGGUCUAGUUUUCCGAGAAGAAUGUCUAAUUGGCCGAAUGAGGAGAGAGUUGAGAUGGAAGGGUUACGGAGAAACCAAUCGGCUGAUAUGGAAAGUGUGAGAUUUUCCACUUUGAAUUAUCCGGAUGAGGGAACUUCGAGAUUUUCUUAUAAUCAUGGUGAACAAUGGAGUAAUUAUGAAGAAAUGGAUGGUAUGAGUAGGGUUCGGCACCUCGAGCAAGAUCGAGCCGAGCUUCUAAGGAAGCUUGAUGAGUUAUCGAAGCAGCUGAGUAAUUCUUCUGAAAUGGUUAAUAAUCCUAAAGAAAAAGGUCAUGAUUUAAGGAUGGUUCCUCCGGAUCCUCGCAGCGGCUCUGAUAUUCGAUAUCCAGAUGGUCCUUCAGGGUUGAACAGGACGACCCCGAGCCAAUUCUUUGACCCUAAUAAACAUGUGGCGGCUCCUCCUUAUUACAAUCAUCAUCAUGAUCCAUAUGGUUAUUCAAGUGGUCGUGAAAUGUCCAUGCACAACUUCCAUCCUUCGAUGCAUAACCCGGGCUAUAUUCCUGGAUAUGGAGAUCCGUUCGGAUCUCAAAUGGCAAGAGGUCCACAUCCGUUAUCCCGCCAAUUUCCUCAACAACCGAUGCAUCCCUACUUUCCUGGACGCUAUGCGGAUACCGGUCCAGAUUCAUAUGAACAAUAUGCACAUAAUCCUAUUCCGCAUCCGCUUUCUUGCACUUGUUUUCAUUGCUACAACAUUAAAAGAAGAGGUUCAAUGCCAGCGCCACCCGCUACAUUCCAUAACAACAGAUUCCCUCUUACCUCAAAUGAUCCUAUUUUAUACCGUAACGAUAUCCCAGGUGCAGUUCCUCAACAUGCUCAUAAUAAUUCUAGAACUGCUAUUCCUGCUGCAAGUUCUCAGGAAAAGCUAGUACAUACAAGAUUGGUUAGUGGCUUCGAUUCUGAGAGGGGAGGAUUUGCCGCAAGCCGUUCUCAAAAUGUAAUGCCAGCUAUUGGUAGUCGGCGGUGCCAUCCGAUAGCUGGUGGUUCUCCAUUCAUCACAUGUCAUAAUUGUUUUGAACUACUGCAACUUCCUAAAAAAGUACUUGUUAAGGUGAAAAGUCGUAAGCAGAAAAUGCGAUGCGGAGCUUGUUCUUCAGAAAUAAAUAUUUCUAUCAUCAAUAAGAAGCUAGUUACUUCUCAUGUGGAAAUGGAGGAAAACACCGCAAGGAUUGAGGAUGCCUCAGUCGAGGUUGUGAAUAGCCGUGUGUCGUAUUCUCAUGGUCAUGUGAACACAAACGGUGUUAACUUCUCGUCGGACGAUUAUUCUGGUUAUGAUUUUCACUCACUAGAUAGAGGAUCGCCUGCUGUGGCAUCUGACCCAAGCUUGAACUCUAGAAAGCUGCAGGAGAUGCAAAGUUUCCAUUCUUCGUCUCCGAGUAUCUCAGAUGAUGAAAAUAUUUCAGAAGUUAUGACCGCACCAAAUGAAGCCACCAAAUCCAUUCAGCCAUCUAAAGCUGCCGAGUCUCCUCCACCUGCCGGCUCGCCACUUCAAGAGUAUCUCGAUUAUUCUACUAACAACCAUGCAGUGAAUCGCUUUGGAAAAGGCAACCAAAGUGGCCGCUCAGAACAAGAGAAAGUGGCGAAACUAGAAAAGAAUACAUCGAGGCAGAAUUCUGUGAAAGAGGUAGUACUUGCAUCUGAGAUGGAUGUCAUCGACUAUUCCAACUCCGGGAUCUCACAGGAUUAUGCUGAUACAAGCCGAGAACACGACCGUGCUAGAUCUAGCAAAGGAGGUGACUCAUUUUUCGCAAACAUUUUCAAGAAAGGCUCCAGGGCUUCCUCCCUAACUGACAAAAGUGAUGAUAGUGAAAAAUGUGUUGUUACCGUUAAUGGACAACCCUUAUCAGAUCGUGUGGUGAAGAAGGCCGAAAAGAUAGCCGGACCAAUCCAGCCAGGAAAUUACUGGUAUGAUUCUCGGGCUGGUUUUUGGGGUGUCAUCGGUGGACCAUGUCUUGGAAUAAUUCCGCCAUUCAUAGAAGAGUUCAAUUAUCCUAUUCCCGACAAAUGUGCCGGUGGAAACACCGAUGUUUUCGUAAACGGGAGAGAACUUCACCAAAAAGACUUAGAUUUGCUUUCUCGUAGAGGACUUCCAAAUGAAAACGAUAGAUCAUAUAUCGUUGAAAUUUCCGGGAGAGUAUUGGAUGUAGACACAGGAGAAGAGCUAGACGGCCUCGGCAAACUCGCACCAACGGUGGAGAAAGCAAAGCAUGGAUUUGGCAUGAAAGUACCAAGAUCAGCAGCUGCAUAAUCAAAGUGUAGAAAGAAAACAAAAAUUGUGUAAAGUUUGAGAAGAUCAGAGUUUGAAAAAUUAAUUUGUAUUGGUUGAAGAAGAAAAUUUGGAGUUGUUUUCAAAUCAUUUGAAAUUUCUUCUGUUUGUUGCAUGGAAAAAUCCAAAUGAUUGGCAAUUUUUUCAGUCUUAUUUGGUGGAAAAAAAAUCAUAAAUUAUUUGAGGAAAAAACAAUGUUUAUUUAUUUAUUCAUCUAUUUGUUUGUUUA
Messenger RNA from Lathyrus oleraceus (garden pea), 3542 nucleotides. RefSeq names its product protein ENHANCED DISEASE RESISTANCE 4. Lineage: Eukaryota; Viridiplantae; Streptophyta; Magnoliopsida; Fabales; Fabaceae. Bases 557 to 3295 code for a protein of 912 amino acids. The transcript has 5 exons. The record is from RefSeq and is a predicted model, not a curated record. Gene Ontology annotation, biological process: regulation of defense response to fungus.